CGUUCUAGGGGGCAUCGUGGGAGGCUUGGUCUGCGUCGGGAACGAUGGGAGCGGGGUUGGCGGCGGAGUGGGAGGAAAGGUGGGAGGAAUGGUCAGGCGCGGGGUUGGCGGCGGGGUGGGUGGCACGGUUGGCCGCGGGGUUGGCGGCGGAGUGGGAGGCUUCGUUGGUUUGGGGUUCUUUGGUCGCCUUGUGGGCCUGCGGGUCUUUGGUUGCUUUGUUGGUUUGGGGGUCUUUGGUGGCUUUGUUUUCUUUGGCCUCUUGGUGGGGGGCUCUACCGGAGGACUCGUUCUAGGGGGCAUCGUGGGAGGCUUGGUCUGCGUCGGGAACGAUGGAAGCGGGGUUGGCCGCGGAGUUGGCCGCGGGGUGGGAGGCCCGGUGGGAGGCCGGGUUGGCCGCGGGGUUGGCGGCGGAGUGGGAGGCCGGGUGGGGAGCGGAGUGGGAGGAUAGGUUGGCGGCCGGGUGGGGAGCGGGGUUGGUGGCGGAGUCGGAGCCAAGGUGGGCGGCGUCGUCGGCUUCGAUUUCUUGGUGUCCUUGCCACCGCUCUUGUCCUUGUGCGGCGGCGGCGUCGGCUUCGGGUUCUUGUUCGGGCGCUUGUUUGGGCGCUUGUUCGGACGCUUGUUGGGACGCUUGUUUGGACGCUUGUUUGGACGCUUGUUUGGACGCUUGUUGGGACGCUUGUUCGGGCGCUUGUUCGGGCGCUUGUUCCUUCUCGCCAGGGCAUCCGGCGAAAGGAGCAAGAAAACCACGAUGGCGAGCGAGAGUCCUGCUUUCAUGGUGUCUUCGUGUACGGUGCUUUUGUUGUUGUGUUUGGAUAAGUUGAUUGGUUAGUCGAUUGGUCAACUAGUUAUGCAUGAAUGUAUGUAUGCAUCACAUUUCUGUGUGCGAACGAAAAUGUGAGAGCAGCACAGUAGAGGAGGAAGCGAGGUUUAUUCUCGCGCUCUCUGUGUAUCUCUUUCCCAGGUGGCGAUCGCGUGUUUGUUUGUGUGUGUUUUUGGUUUCCAGUUACGUCUUGGUUUGCAUUUCAAAAGAAUAUCUCUAUAUAUUGAUUCCUAACGUCACCAUGUCAUAUAUGUUAGAUAUAAUCCUAUCGAUAGUACGAGAGCAAUAGAAGGUGUGAAUUUGGGURAUUUAUGCUUAUUACGAUAGGCGUCGAAGAGAAUUCUUUGGAAACCAGUCGCGCUUCAAGUAUGCAAUUAUCCKUCCAAGCCGAAUAGAGCGGCCGGAUAGAAACAUAUAUGUGAUUCGAAAACCUCGCCAACAUUUAUGACGAAUCUAUGCAAGCAAGCACUUAAAUGAUACGCGGGCAUAUCAAGUUUGCAGACCGUACGGUUCUGUAAUGCGCUAGUACAUGCUCGUAUCCUUUGCUCCGACGAAAGGAUGGAGUCUCAUCCGUCUGCGCUUUUUGGAACAAACUUCACCAGACUUCUUCUCUCCAUUUUGUCACGAUAUUAAUAUUUCUGCGAAAAAUGCAUAGUGUCAUCGAAGUAAGGCAGGAACCUCGUAAUUGCCAACURCGUCUCGAUAGUUACGGAACGUCGAAGUUCUCGAAGGGCACUUGAACCUUGCGGUAGGUAGCGUUGGUUUGUAAGCACGUUUCUAUUUCUAACGGUACUAUAACUGCUCUUGUAUUACGAAUAGUAGUACAAGUAGGUAUUUAAAAUUUAAAAAAGCACAUGGUCUAAAUAAUUGUAGAAGUAUGUC
Molecule: messenger RNA, 1702 nt
Organism: Pseudo-nitzschia multistriata
Lineage: Eukaryota; Bacillariophyta; Bacillariophyceae; Bacillariales; Bacillariaceae
Source: the annotation of a GenBank genome assembly